AUGACCCCAGUGGGAGACGUGCGCAUGAGAGAUGGAGGACCAAGGGAUGGACUACUGCUACAGUAUGUUAGACUACCGGUCCUCUGGAGAUUGAUGGAGCACAGAGGAGAUCCCGGGAUGAUGCUGGGAAACAACACCACCACACCCGGCUUCAUCAGUAAGCAUGCAGCUCCCGUCACCCUCUGCUCCCCGCCCUACACGGGGAACAUCUGGGCCCCGGUACCUGGUCACAGGCUGCCCCCCUCUGCCACAGGACAAGAUGGAGAGAGGGGGGAUUAG
Knipowitschia caucasica is the source of this 279-nucleotide messenger RNA. The record is from the annotation of a GenBank genome assembly. NCBI's taxonomy places the organism in Eukaryota, Metazoa, Chordata, Actinopteri, Gobiiformes, Gobiidae.